Microthlaspi erraticum is the source of this 528-nucleotide messenger RNA. Lineage: Eukaryota; Viridiplantae; Streptophyta; Magnoliopsida; Brassicales; Brassicaceae. The record is from the annotation of a GenBank genome assembly.
AUGAAGCUCUCUGUUCACACUGGAACUCAUGUCGACGCUCCUGGACACUUCAUCGAUUCCUACUUCGACGCCGGCUUGGACGUUGAUAACUUAGACUUGAAUGUUCUCAACGGGCCUGGAUUGUUAAUUGAUGUUCCUAGGGACAAGAAGAAGAUCACAGCUGAAGUUAUGGAGUCUCUGAACAUUCCCAAAGGAAUAAAGCGUGUUCUGUUUAGAACUUCGAACACAGACAGAGGACUCAUGUACAAGACAGAGGAGGACAACAGCUUCGUGGGAUUUUCAGCUGAUGGUGCGAAAUGGUUAGUCGAAAAUACAGACAUCAAGCUUGUUGGGAUUGAUUAUCUUUCGGUGGCUGCGUACGAUGAUCUGGAUUCUGCGCAUAUUGAGCUUCUCAAAACAAGGGAGAUAAUUCCAUUGGAAGGCUUAAAGCUGGAUGAAGUCGAAGCAGGAUUGUACUACGUGAACUGUUUGCCGAUGAGAUUGGUUGGAGCUGAAGGAAGUCCAGUGAGAUGUGUUUUGAGGUCUUAA